AUGAACAAGACGAAGCCCGACGAAGAGUCCCCCCCCUACCCCUUGCCGAUGCACGGUGAAAUCCAGGAGGAUCCCACCUAUGCUCACGAUGCCGUCUUCGGAGAGAUCACGGAGGACGGGCCUAAUUUCCGCGAUGUCGGAUGGUUGGGCACGGUGGCCCUCAUGAUGAAAACCCAGAUCGGACUGGGUGUGCUCUCUAUCCCUAGUGCCUUCGACGCGUUGGGCAUCGUGCCUGGGAUCAUCACGCUGUGUGGUAUUGCCAUCACCACCACCUGGUCGGACUAUAUCAUCGGCGUCUUCAAGCUUCGGCACCGCGAGGUCUAUGGAAUUGACGACGCCGGUGGGCUGAUGUUUGGCCAGAUUGGCCGGGUGGCCUUUGGCGUUGCCUUUUGCUUGUAUUGGACCUUUGUGGCGGCAUCAGGAAUCCUCAGCACGUCGAUCGGACUGAACGCCGUCUCCGCCCACGGCGCCUGCACGGCGAUAUUCACGGCCAUCGCCGCCGUCGUGGGAUUUGGCUUUGGGAGUAUCCGAACGCUGGGCCGCCUGUCGUGGCUGGCCUGGAUCGGGCUCAUCUGCAUUCUGACGUCCAUCAUCAUCCUCACCAUCGCCGUGGGCGUUCAGGAUCGGCCUGCCGCUGCGCCCCAGGAAGGCGUCUGGAUCCCGGACUAUAAGAUCAUUGGCGAUAGCAACUUCGUAGAAACCAUGUCCGCCGUGUCGCGCCUGGUUUUCGCUUUCGCCGGCACCCCGGCCUUCUUCCCUAUUAUUUCCGAGAUGCGAGAUCCGCGCUACUACACGCGCUCCCUGUUGAUCUGCCAGGGAACUGUCGUCUCCGUGUACAUCGCCAUCGGCUGCGUCGUGUACUGCUACUGCGGCUCGUACAUCGCCUCGCCUGCCCUGGGUUCGGCCGGAGUGCUGAUGAAGAAGGUCUGCUAUGGCUUUGCAUUGCCCGGGCUGCUGGUAACCACCAUGCUGGUUAUUCAUCUGCCUGGUAAAUACAUCUUCGUGACCAUCCUCCGUGGCUCGCGACACCUCACAGCCAACACGAUAACCCACUGGGGCACCUGGCUGUCCUGUACAUUCGGCAUCGCCGUCAUCGCAUACAUCAUCGCCAGCGCCAUCCCGGUCUUCGACGACCUCGUCUCCCUCGUCGGCGCACUGCUCGGAACCCUGAUGGCCUUCCAGCCGAUGGGAUGCAUGUGGCUGUACGACAACUGGGGGAAAUUCCGAGCCGAGAAGACCCCGAAACUGAUGCUGCUGGUAUGCUGGAGCGUGUUUAUCGUCAUGCUGGGCUCGUUCUUCACGGUGUGCGGCACCUAUGCGUCCGUUGUGACUAUUAUCAAUAGUUACAAUGCGGCUGGUGGGUCGUCGGUCUGGUCGUGUGCUGAUAACUCCAAUUCUGUUUAG
Aspergillus steynii IBT 23096 is the source of this 1404-nucleotide messenger RNA. Its product is annotated as putative amino acid transporter. The transcript has 5 exons. Gene Ontology annotation, biological process: amino acid transmembrane transport. Gene Ontology annotation, molecular function: amino acid transmembrane transporter activity. Lineage: Eukaryota; Fungi; Ascomycota; Eurotiomycetes; Eurotiales; Aspergillaceae. The coding region runs from base 1 to 1404 and encodes 467 amino acids. Gene Ontology annotation, cellular component: vacuolar membrane. The record is from RefSeq and is a predicted model, not a curated record.